Messenger RNA from Oryctolagus cuniculus (rabbit), 8265 nucleotides. RefSeq names its product UDP-glucuronosyltransferase 2A3. Lineage: Eukaryota; Metazoa; Chordata; Mammalia; Lagomorpha; Leporidae. Gene Ontology annotation, molecular function: glucuronosyltransferase activity. The record is from RefSeq and is a predicted model, not a curated record.
CUUUUGUGCUCUAAAACUCGUCCUCUGCCGGGCCGUGUGAGCAGCUGCACCAUGGUGUCCGUGAAGUGGGCUUCCUCAGUCCUGCUGCUGCAACUCUGCUGUGCUGGCUGUGGCUUCUGUGGGAAGGUGCUGGUGUGGCCUUGUGACAUGAGCCACUGGCUUAACAUCAAGGUCAUUCUAGAGGCACUCGCAGAGCGGGGCCAUGAGGUAACAGUGCUCACUCAUCCACAUACUCUUCUCAUUGAUCACUGGAACCCCUCUGCCCUGAAGUUCGAGAUGGUCGAUGUGCCAUUUGACAAAGAGAAUGCUGAGAAGAAAAAUGCAGAAUUUCAGAACCUGGCUCUUAAUGUCUCACCACUGCUGUCACCCUGGAAAUCAGUAAUAAAACUGAGUGACUUCUUUAGCGGACUGAAUGACGAUUUUAAACUUUUCUGUGAGAGUGUCAUCUACAACCAGACACUCAUGAAGAAGCUGCAGGAAACCAACUAUGAUGUAAUGCUUAUCGACCCUGUGACACCCUGUGGGGAGCUGGUGGCUGAGCUGCUUGCAGUUCCCUUUGUAAUCACCCUUAGGGUUUCCAUAGGAGGCAAUAUGGAGAGGAACUGUGGGAAACUUCCAUCUCCACCUUCGUAUGUCCCUGUGACUAUGGUGGGACUAACAGACAAGAUGACUUUUCUGGAAAGAGUGAAAAAUGCAAUGCUUUUGGUUGUCUUUAACUUCUGGAUUCAAGACGGUGACUUUCACUUUUGGAGACAGUUUUAUAGUGAAGCAUUAGGAAGACCCACCACAUUAUGUGAAACUCUGGCAAAAGCUGAAAUUUGGUUAAUCCGAACAUAUUGGGAUUUUGAAUUUCCUCGUCCAUACUUACCUAAUAUUGAAUUUGUUGGAGGGCUGCAUUGCAAACCUGCCAAACCUUUGCCUAAGGAAAUGGAAGAGUUUGUCCAGAGCUCAGGUGAAGAUGGCAUCGUGGUGUUUUCUCUGGGUUCUGUAAUUGAUAAUUUACCUGAAGAAAAGGGUGACCUCAUUGCUUCUGCCCUGGCUCAGAUUCCACAGAAGGUUUUAUGGAAAUUCAAAGGCAAGAAACCAGCUACAUUAGGUGCAAAUACUCAAGUCUAUGAUUGGAUACCCCAGAAUGAUCUUCUUGGUCAUCCCAAAACCAAAGCUUUCAUCACACAUGGUGGAAUUAAUGGAAUCUAUGAAGCAAUUUACCAUGGUGUCCCCAUGGUAGGCGUUCCCUUGUUUGGCGAUCAGCCUGACAACAUUGCUCACAUGAGAGCCAAAGGAGCGGCUGUAGAGUUGAGCCUGCACACAAUGACAAGUGCAGACUUGCUCAGUGCCUUAAAGACAGUGAUCAACGACCCUUCCUACAAAGAGAACGCCAUGAAGUUAUCGAGGAUUCACCACGAUCAGCCCAUGAAGCCCCUGGACCGGGCAGUCUUCUGGGUCGAGUUUGUCAUGCGCCACAAGGGAGCCAAGCACCUUCGGCCAGCAGUCCAUGACCUCAGCUGGUUCCAGGCCCACUCUUUGGAUGUGAUCGGGUUCCUGCUGGCUUGUGUGGCAGCUGUUAUAAUCUUUGUCACAAAAUGCUUGUUGUUUUGCUGCCAACAGUUUGGAAAGACAGGAAAGAAGAAAAAGAAGGAAUAGGUCCCUUCAAGUUUAGGCAAAGUGCUGAAUAGGACAAACUUGUUCAUUCCAGGGUUCAGGGAGAACACAUCUGCUACCUGUUUUCCUAUUCCCCAUUCCUCAAUCUUUCCCUAGAAUUUAACGAAUCAUUAAGCACUGAGUGUGUCUCGUUUUCAUCUCUCCUUCCCAGUUAUUUUUCCCUCCUGUUUUCACUUUACUGACAACAGAGAUACUAACAACUGAAGCGAGACAUAACAAUGCUUUUCUUUCACAUCAAGUCCUUCUCACCACCAUCAAUUUAACAAUUUUAUCGCCAUAUCCCUGUAUUAUAUAUAAAACUAGUAACCAUGCUGAUAUUCUCUUGGCAGUCCAUCCAAGUUGCUGCAAUUAGUAGGAUUUUGUUAUUUUUACAGAUGAAUAAGAUUACUAUAUAUGUGUAUAUAUAAAAUCAUAUUUUCUUAACCUAUUUAUAUUUUGUUGGGCACCUUAGUGAGUCCAUAUUUUGACCAUUGUUAAUUGUGAUGCAAUACAUAAAAGAGAACAAUUUUAAAUUAAUAUAAAAUUAUGCACUUUCAGCAUCCAGAGGAACAAAAAGAAAUCAAACCCCAAAUUAUUAGAAGGAACCAGUAAUAAAGACUAAAAAAAAGUUUAUAAUAUAAACAAAGACAAAAAUCAGUGAAAUGAAGAGUUGGUUUUGUGAGAAGAUGAGCAAACACAAAAACAUGAGGUAAAAUAAAAAAGGAAAAAUAUUAUGUGAACAGAUAAAGUUAGAGGUAAAAUAGUGGCAUUGCAAUUAGCACAGAAAUACAGAGCAUCAUAAGAAACUGAUAUGAACAAUUAUACACAAAGAAAUUGGACAACUUCAAAACAAUUGACAAGUCCCUGGGCACAGAUAAUAUACCUAAAUCAAGUCAAGGAAAAAUAGAAACAUCCAAACGGACCAAUAAUGACCAAUGAGGUUGAAGCAGCAAGUGCAGAUCUUCAAACAAAAAAGAUCCAGAACUGAUGGCUUAAUCUCUGAAAUCACUUAAAGGAGAACCAAUUCUAAUUAUUCUUAAGUUAUACCAACAAAAUCAAAAAGAAUAGACAUUUGACAAAUAUAAUCAGAAGGGCACUAUUACUCAGAUACCAAAGCCAGACAAAAACAGAGCAAAAGUAAAGUAAGGACCAAUAAUCCUGACAAAAUUUGUUUUUAUAUUCAAAUAGCUAUUUCAAUGUUACAUCAAUUCUUUAUAGAUUUAGUAGGUAGCCAAUUAGUGCAACAGUUUUCUAAACAAAAAAUUAAAUACAUACAGCUAAUUGUAAAGAAACUUUAAAAAAUAUGAUGGAACAAAUGGGAAUAAUGAUGAACUGAAAGAAAUGUAAAAUAUUUGAAUAAUAUAUGUAAAAUUUCUAAAAUAUAUUUUUGUGAGUGAUAUAAUUUAUUAUUUUUAUAAUUCCUUUAAAAUUUUUAUGAGAUAUAAUUUAUAUUCCAUAAAACUCACCUAAAUGCAAUCCAAUAUAUUUAGCAUGUUUACAACAUUAUGAAUUUGUCAUGAUAAUCUAAUUUUAGGACAUUUUCAUCAUCCAAAAAUGAAAUGUCAUACCCCUUGGAAGUCACUCCCUAUGCUCUCUCACCUGCAGAAACUACUAAUAUAUACAUAUAUGCUUGUUCUGGAAAUUUAUUUAAAUGGAAUUGCACAUUAUAUUGCUUUUUAAAAAAGAUUUAUUCUACUUAUUUGAAAGACAGUUACAGAGAGAGGUAGAGAUAGAGGUCUUCCAUUUGCUGGUUCACUCUCCAAAUGGCCACAAUGGCUGGAGCUGUGCCGAUCUGAAGCCAGGAGCCAGGGAGUUCUUUUUUCUUUUUUUACUUUUUUUUUUUUAACUUUUAUUUAAUGAAUAUAAAUUUCCAAAGUACAGCUUAUGGAUUACAAUGGCUUCCCCCCCCCAUAAUUUCCCUCCCAUUCGCAACCCUCCCCUUUCCCUCUCCCUCCCCCCUUCCAUUCACAUCAAGAUUCAUUUUCAAUUCUCUUUAUAUACAGAAUAUCAGUUUAGCAUACAUUAAGUAAAGAUUUCAACAGUUUGCACCCACAUAGAAACACAAAGUGAAAAAUACUGUUUGAGUACUAGUUAUAGCAUUAAGUCACAAUGUACAGCACAUUAAGGACAGAGAUCCUACAUGAGGAGUAAGUGCACAGUGACUCCUGUUGUUGACUUAACAAAUUGACACUCUUGUUUAUGGCAUCAGUAAUCACCCUAGGCUCUUGUCAUGAGUCGCCAAGGCUAUGCAAGCCUUUUGAUUCUUCUGGGUCUCUCACAUGGGUGCGGGUGCCCAAGGACUUGGGCCACCCUCUGUUGCUUUCCAAGAUGCAUUAGCAGGGAGCUAGAUUGGAAGUGGAGCAGACGGGCAUGAACCAGUGCCCAUGUGGGAUGAUGGCAUAGCAGAUCAUGGCUUUAACCCAUUGUGCCACAGUGCCAGCCUCUAUGUUGUCUUUAACAACUGGUUUGUCUAAGCACAAUAUUUUUUGAGUGCCUCCACAUUGCAGUACAUAUGAGUACUACUUUUCAUUCAUUUUUAAUUUUGGAUAACAUGCUGUGUUAUGAAUACACUAUAUUUCACUAAUUAUUUAAUCAGUUAAUGAGCAUUUUGCUUUACUACCCAUUCUUGCUAUGAUGAGUAAUGAUGUCCCAAAGAUUGAUAUACACACUAGUGCAUAAAUAUGUUUUUAUUUGUUUUGGGGAUGAUAUUAAAGAAUCAUACAGUAAAUUCCUGUAUAUAAAGAACUGCCAAACUGUUUUUCAAUGUCCUUGUACAUUUGCAGUCACUUUUACAUUCACACUGGCAAUAGUUGAUGGUUUUAAGUUGUCUGAUUGACAACACUUGCAAUCGUUUGUUACAGGGUGUGAAAUGGUACCUAAUUGUAGUCUCAAUUUGCAUUUCUCUUAUUGAUAAAUUGUUGAGCUUCUUUCAUCUACUUGUUAGUCAACUGUAUAUAUUUUUAAAGGAAAUGUCUAAUCAAAAUCCUUAUCAUUUUUAGUUGGUUCAGUAGGAGAAUUAAUAGAUAUACAUUUCAAGUUAUUACUGAUUGUUAAUGAUUGAUCCCAGGAUUUUCCCUUAAAUACUGCUUUGUUGUUGUUUUUGUUGUUGUUUUCAGUAUCCUUUUAUCUUUUACUAGCAGAGCUUCUGCCUUAAUAUUAUUUUUUCAAGAUGUUGAUUAUCUUUCCCUUUCUCUGUGAGGUACAGUCUUAAGUAUCAUUUGUAAGGCUGGCUGGGUGGUGAAAAAUUCUUUUAUUUUGGCUUGUCUUGGAAGGUCUUUAUUUUACCUUCUUUUUAAAAAGAUUUAUUUAUUUAUUUAUUAGUUAUUUAUUUAUUUUGAAAGUCAAAGUUACAGAAGGAACAAGAGCUAGAGAGUGAGAUCUUCCAUCUGCUCGUCUAUUCCCCAGAUGGAAGCAAUGGCCAGGGUUGAUCAAGGCCAAAGCCAGGAAACAGCUUGAUCACUAGUAGCAGGGGCCCAAACACUUGGGACAUCUUCUGCUGAUUUUCACAGGCCACUAACAGGGAACCGGACUGGAGGUGAAGCUACCAGGUCUCAAAUUAGAAUCAUAUGGGAUGCUGGCAUGGCAGGAAGUGGCUUUACCUGCUAUGCCACAAUCACAGCCCCCAAUUUACUGUUUUAUUAAUGACAGCUUCACUGGGUAAAGUAUUCAGGGUUGGCAGGGAUUAUUUUUUUGUUGUUAUUAUUGUUUGUUUUUCUUUUAGGAUCUGGAUUAUAUCUUUUCAUUCUCUCUUGGCUUUUAGGAUUUCUGUUGAGAAAUCUGCUAUCAGUCUGAUGUAAAUUCCUCUCAAGUGAUAAGGACAUUUCCCACUUGCAAAUUUUAGAAUGCUCUCUUUAUGUUUUAGAUUUAGUAAUUUGACUUAAUGUGUUAUGGUGAAUGCAUUUUUUGAUUGUGCCUAUUUGGGGAUCUAUGAGCUUCCUGUAUUAGGAUAUAUGUAUUUUUCUUCAAAAUGGAGAAAUUUUGUGAGCCAUUUUUAAUCCAUACCUUUAAGAACUCCUAAGAGUAAGUAAUUGUCUUUUGAUGGUACCUCAUAUAUUUUGACCACCAUUUAUGUUUCUCCUCCCCCUCCUCCUUCUUCUCCCCUUCUUUCCUCCUCCUCCUCCUUCUUCUCUUUCUUACUCCCUCUUCCACUUACCCUUUCCUUCCUCUACUUCCUUCUCCCCCUUGUCCUCUUCCUUCUCCUCUUCCUCUACACUCCCCAGGUAGCUGUAAUGGCCAAGGUUGAGGCAGGCCAAAAGCAGGAGCUUCAUCUGAGUCUCCCAUGUACGUGGCAGGGGCCUAAACACUUCCACCAUCUUCUGCUGCUUUUUUCAGGCCAUUAACAACAGGGUACUGAAUCAGAAGUGGAGCAGCCAGUACAUGAGCCAGUGCCAAUAUGGAAUGCCAGCAUUGAAAGCAGUUGGUUUAUGUGCUACAUCACAACACCGGCCCCUCCAUUGUAUUUUUUUAUUUGAGUUUUCAAAUACUUCACGACUAAUAUUUGUUUUUUCUUCAAUAUCUCAAUCUCUUUGCAGAAAUUCUCAUAUGUGUCAUGUAUAGAUUUCCUUAAUUUGUUUAACUAUCUCUAUUAGUGAGUAACUUUACAAUUAUUCUUUUGAAUUCCUUUUUAACUGUUUUGUUAAUCUCUCCUCUGCAAAACUGAAUAUUAAUGGAUUGUGUUCAUUUUGGGGAGGAAUAUUGCCUUUGCUGCUCCUGUUGGUUGUGUUUCUACAUUGAUUUAUAUGCAUCUUGAAUUACUUGUUAGUAUUUUCUCUAUGUGAUUUUUUUCUUUUAAUUUUUUUAAUAGAAGCUUUAUUCUUGGAAGUGUGCCUGUAUUACUCAAUGGAAGUCCUGAGGCUUACACUUGAGUUCCAGGAGUGUAUGCUUGUAGGGGCCAGGGAACUUGGCAUACCUUUUUUGGAUGGGGCAUGAGUCCAGGGUUACAUACAAGUUGGGCAUGGUGAAGCACCUCUGGCUGUUGUCAGUACGAAUAAUGGAUGUUGAAGCUGGCUCUGCAUUCACAGACCCAGCCCUUCUCUGUGCCAAUGUGAAGCAGCUGAUCCACAGCCUAGAGUAAGCUCAUGGUGCCUGCACACCCUACCCACCCAUAUGUGCUCCAUCUACAAAGCACCAAACCAUAGUGCAUCCGUUCAACUCCAUGAAUUGUCUUAUAAAAGUAAGAAAUGUCUUUAGGACUUCCACAUUGAGACAAAUUACAAUCAUAGAAUCUUGAACUCAAUCAUCACAUACCAUAGUCUUCAAUAAGAUUAAUGCACAUUUCUCACAUAAACUGUGGAGACAAGAGAGCAUUGGGAAUGACACAAAGUGAUGAAAGAACAAGACUGUCCAUAGUUAUAGCUCCACUACAACUAUCUAGCAAGUCUAAAUGAGGACAUUUCCAGGUAAACAAACACUGAGGAUUUUCAAUUCUAACAGCUCGAACAUAAAUCAAAUUCAAAGGAAACUCUUCACAUUGAAAGAAUACGAGACAUUAUGAGUUGCAGCAGACAUGUAUUACUUAGCUAUGAAAAGGAAUGACAGGGCAGGUGUUUGGUAGUGGUUCACGCUCUGCUUGCAUGCCCACAUUCCAUAUUGGAGUGCUGCUUCCAACCAGCUUCCUGCUAAUGCACAGCUUAGGAGGCAGAAUGUUUUGACUCAAGUACUUGCAUCCCUGUAACCCAUGACCCCAGUGGAGUUCUAGGCUCGUGGAUUUGGCCUGACCCAGCACUGACUGCUGUGAGCAUUUGGGGAAUGCACUAGCAGAUGGAAGACAUCUCUCUCUUACUCUCUCUCUCUGAGUAAAAUAUGAAACUUGGUAGUUCAACAAGUGAAAAGUGCAGCAGAAUGUUCUUUUCAGAAGAAUUUGCGCACAAAAAUGUGCAGUGUAUGUAAGCAAAGUCAGGUAAAAGAGAAAAUUGGUAGUAGUGAGGUUAAAGGAAUGGACAGUGUCUUCAGGAAGGGCUUUUUAAGAACCUUGAGGAUUUGGACUUCAUCCUGAUGACAGUAGAAGGUGUGCAGGAGAUGUUACCAUGUUUGUUAUCAUUGUCAGAUUUGUAUUGGGUAAAAUGAUUCCUGUCAUAGUAUAGAGAAAUAUUAGAAACAGAAAUACCAAGCAGAAGCCAAUACGAGAACUAAGGCUAGAGUGAACAAUGCUCUAGAUGAAAUUGCAGAUGUAAGAUCAGAUCAGAGUGAAGGACUUCAAGAAGAUGAAUGUGAAGCUGUCAUCAGGAUGCACAUUGAAUUGUGGGAAACACAUAGUAAAGAAUGAGAGCAAGGUGCUCAUAUGGUCUGAUACUCCUAGGUACAAUUGUGGUAGAGCCACAUAAGGGUGUCCUACUCAGAACACAGUCAACCUCUUCUUCACUGUGGUGCCUCUGUCUUAGGUCUUUACCUGGAAUGAGAGAGUCACAAUGAAGAAGACUCACAGCACUUUUUGGUUCAUGGGCAAACACUAUCUUCUAUUCGCACUUAAAAAAACCUGUUUAUAAAGAGAUUAUUUGCACUUUCGUUCCUUAUUAGUAUGAAUUGCUUGAGGCUUAUGAAUUGAAAGUGAAACCAAAUUUCCAAAUGUGUAUGUUUUCUUCACUUUUGUAUCAUUAAAAUUGUCCUGUUUUGCUUCUGAAGAAA